GCAUCCACGCACGAUCGAUCGCCAUUGCAGAGAGCUCGCAACCACAGGCUAAUUUAAUUAGCACCAGAAAUAUGGCUUCUUCCAAGAUGACGCUGCUCCCCGUCCUCCUCCUCCUCGCCGCGGCCUCGCCGGCGGCGCUGGGCGCCUUCGACGUGAACCAGAUGCUCGCCGACAAGUCCCAGUACGGGUCGUUCCUGAAGUUGCUGACGCAGACGAAGGUCGCGGAGGAGACGAACCGGCUCAAGUCGGCGUCGCUGCUGGUCCUCCAAGACAAGGCCAUGAAGCCGAUCACGUCGCUCCCCGCCGACAAGCAGCGGAUGGCCAUGGCCAACCACGUCCUCCUCAAGUACUUCGACCCCAUCCAGCUGGGCGAGAUGAAGGACCGCACCGCCAUGCUCCCCACGCUGCUGUCCAACACCGACAAGAAGCUCGGCGUCGUCAACUACACCAAGGCCAGCGACGGGCAGAUGUACCUGGGCGCCCCCGGCGCGGCCUGCGUCGCCAAGCUCGUCAAGGUCGUCGCCGCGCGCCCCUACGCCAUCUCCAUCAUGGAGGUCAGCGAGGCCAUCCUGCCGCCCGCGCUCGGUGGCAGCGGCGGCCCCGGCCGGCGCGCCAAGGGCGGCAAGGGAAAGGUCAAGCCGAAGUCCAGCGACGCCGACGAAGCCGCGGCCAAGCCCGCCACGGAGCCAAAGGCAACCGAUGUCCCUAAGUAAGCCGGUGGCAAGGUCGACGCCGAUCGACGCGCUCGUCCGUCCACGUACAAGUUUGGAAUUGGAUAGCGCAAUAACCACGCACGGCUAGGCGUAAUGUGUGACGACACGUACGGCGCAUUACCAGUCUAGUAUACCAUCACCUUUGACCUGUACUGCUAAUUUUCAGUUUAAUUUGUAUUCGAUCAAGUACGUGAAAUUGGGUCGAGUUCGAUCGAUCGGUUGUUUCAUACGAACCGAGUUUUGUACUGCUACUAAUUAAUGUAAUGGCUUAUGGCUAAUGCAAAUAUUUGCAUGUA
Molecule: messenger RNA, 1009 nt
Organism: Oryza sativa Japonica Group (Japanese rice)
Lineage: Eukaryota; Viridiplantae; Streptophyta; Magnoliopsida; Poales; Poaceae
Product: fasciclin-like arabinogalactan protein 3
Cellular component (GO): plasma membrane
Source: RefSeq, a predicted model, not a curated record